CACAAUCAAAAUUAAAGCAAACCAAGAAACCCUCACUCUCUCUGCCCAGAAAAGCCUAGAGCUUUGCUUCUUUCAAUGGCUUCCAGUGGCUCAGAAAUCACCCACAAGUUCCGUUACUUCGAUGUAUACAAAGACGGCCGUGUGGUGCUACGCCACCCCAUCACUGAGAAAAUCCCACCCUCCGAUGACCCGCUCACCGGUGUCCGAUCAAAGGACGUCAUCAUUUCAUCCGAACCCCCGGUGUCCGCCCGUAUCUUUCUACCCAAAUCUGCUGACACGACCCAGAAACUCCCUCUCCUAUUCUACGUGCAUGGCGGUGGUUUCUGCAAGCAAUCCGCUUUCUCUCGCAAGUACCAUAAUUUCCUCAACACAUUCGUCGCGGAAGCUAAUGUCGUCGCCGUCUCAGUCGAGUACGGUCUAUUCCCGACCCGACCAAUACCCGCUUGCUACGAGGACUCGUGGUCCGGGCUCCAGUGGGUGGCAUCCCAUAGUAAUGGGAAAGGACCCGAGCCGUGGUUGAACGAUCAUGCCGAUUUUCAACGAGUUUUUGUUGCGGGAGAUAGCGCCGGAGGGAACAUAUCGCAUACUCUGUUGGUUCGGGUAGGGUCGAUCGGGUUACCCGGAGUGAAGGUGGUUGGGGCGGUUCUGGUUCACCCAUAUUUUGGAGGUACAGAAUUUGAUCAAAUGUGGCUGUACAUGUGUCCAACCAAUAGCGGGUUGGAGGAUCCUAGGAUGAGUCCGAAUGCAGGGGAUUUAGCCAAGUUGGGGUGUAAGAGGGUGUUGGUUUUUGUGGCGGAGAAUGACGAUUUGAUGGAUCCGGGUAAACGGUACUAUGAAGAAUUGAAGAAAAGUGGGUGGGCAGGAUCCGUGGAGAUUGUAGAGAAUUCAGGGGAGAAGCACUGCUUCCAUUUGCUCAAUCUCAAGUAUGAAAAGGCUGUGGAUUUGAUUAAAAAGUUGGUUUCUUUUGUUAAACAAGAGUAGGUAUAUAGCUAGCGUGGAUGGUUUGGGUAAUUCAUAAAAUAAAAUGUAAUUUUCAA
Molecule: messenger RNA, 1037 nt
Organism: Corylus avellana
Lineage: Eukaryota; Viridiplantae; Streptophyta; Magnoliopsida; Fagales; Betulaceae
Product: 2-hydroxyisoflavanone dehydratase-like
Molecular function (GO): hydrolase activity
Source: RefSeq, a predicted model, not a curated record